UGAAGUAGAAGAUAGGUAACAAAUAAUAACGGCCAAACACUCUCAUCUCUUUUAACUUCGGUUUGGUUCGUUCUCUUGGUGGAUUGGUUGAAUAUUCGACUUGCAACUCCAAGGUCUAACUCUUGCCAAUCUCCUCCAUACUCGACGAGAUCUGUGGGGCACAGCCAACCUCAGUUUAGUUAAGCGUUGGGCGAGACGCGUUUCUCGUGAGGGGAUCUCGUGAGCUAAAAAAUCUCCUCACAUCUCAACCCUUUCGCAUCCUGGCAGUGCUUUUAAUCUCGAAGCAAAUCCGCCAAUCAUUUUCAUACUUGAGCCCGUCGACUUUUUUGCUCGUGUGUUGCCUGUAACUGACAAAAUUUGUCAAGUUGUGCCUCUGCAGAAAAAUCCCUCCUUUCCAACACCACCGAGCAGUUGCAUACGAAGAGGCAGGGAUAGGUUUCAGGGUUUAAAGGGCUGCUUUUAAAGGGCCACCUGAACCCGAAAAUAGCAAGGUGAGACAGGUUGAGACAGGUAGUUGAGGGCACACACGUGGAUCUACAGACACACAGAAGUCACCCCUUGAAAAAUAAUAUAAAAGUGUCGGCAAAAAUAUUUCCCCUCUCAUCAAUCACGUCCACCAGAAGAAGAAGACAGAUUCCCCGUAAAAUUUUCAAGUCCCUGACAUCCAGGAUUUUUAUAUCCUUCGACGACACCAUGUCCUCCUCCGACGCCGCGGUGAACGAUCGCCUCCGCCACUUGGAGGACGGCUUUAAACUUUAUCGCACCAAGGUGGAAAGUUUGUGUAAAGAGAUGAAGAUUCUCGUGGCUGAAAUCAACAUCAUUACAGAAUGGAUUCAUGGCAGUUUUGGUAUUGAACUAAUUAACAAAAAGUCCUUCCUCUACAAACACAUCCAUGAUUACGAAGACGUGCAAGAAAUCUCCGAGUCACUGACCAUGUUGGCGCAACAAGUGACGACGCGAUCGACCCCCAGCACCUGCACGACCUCUUCGUCCCCCUGCGCCAAUGGGGGAGGAACCACGCUGGGAAUCUACAACUCGAACCCACUCCCACCGAGACCACCGCCCCCAACAACGCCACGCUCCUCCCUCAUCGCCAUUCCAAUCUCCACCAUCACCAACUCCUCCUCCGACUCCAGCGUCAGUAUUCGCCACGAAUCGCCAACCACCCAUUUCGUCCUGCCUGGCUCACCCCCACCGUCGACCGGCCUGCCACCAUCUCCUCCCCCAAAUUGUAGACCUAUCCGACCAAACCCGACCCCCGCGACGCCAGCCAGACCACCAUCUCGACCCCCGUCCGUUGCACUGUUUCAUUCUUCUGGAGGAGGACAAAAUGUUAUAAUUCAUGGCAAUACUUCUUCCUCCUCUUCCUCCUCACACCACCACCAACACCAACAUAUUUCUAGUAGUGGUAAUUCCAUAUCUAUUUCAACAACGGCGUCGUCUUCCUCUCCAGCCCCCAUUUGCACCACGUCAACGCCACCAAUCCCGAUAUCCCUGACGCUGCCGAGAUCCGUCCUUCCCCACAGCACUCUCACCAUUGAAAAGAGAAACAAGCCGGAGCAGGAGCAGCAUAUUAACAUAACGUCCUCGUCGUCCCCUCCCGUGGUCAUUAUUCCGAAAAAGAAUACAGCCAUGGCUUCCAUACCGCUCGCAGUGACGCUCCUCCCUGCACCGAUGGCCCAACAACCAGUACCCAUCGUUAUUCCACUCACCACACCGAAUUACAUGCCUCCGAAGAAAAUCAUACGAAAAAAUUACCAAAAUCAACAGCAACAGUUGCAACUCCAAGUCCAGAAUCAGACUGGAAUUACAAAGUAUUUCAAACCCGUGGAACAGCGUCAGGAGCAGCUACAAGAACAAUUGAACAGACCAAUCGUCACGACUAAUCAUAAUAACAGCGUCCCGAUCCAACCUUUAGAACAUCAUCAACAGCAGCAACAUCAUCAUCAUAUUCAUCAAAGUCAGAGUGAAAGUGAUGAACAAACGAGUCAAGAACAGAGGCAAAAGGCAGCCCUGCAACUGCUCACCCUGCACAAUCAACUGGAGAGGAGACCACUCCCACCGCAGGGGCAACAGGGGCAUCAUGAGACGCGUGGAGGAGGAGGAGGACAAGUCAUUCACCAACAGCAACAGCAUCAACAGCAGCAGCCGAAGACAACACCAGAACUGGUGAAUCACCACAUUCACAGCACUAAAGAAGAGGUCACCGUGGUCCGAGUAAUUGAGGAGACUGAAGUCCUCAUCGAUGUCGGGACGGAAGUCGAAGGUCCACCGGAAGGGACGGGAAGGGGACGGAAAAGUAGAAAAAUGCUGGAUUUUGACAAGGUGGCGAAAGACGAGGCUCUGAAGGCGUCGGCGACAGUAAAAACCGAAGGAGCUAAUAAGACUGGAGGUGGAAAACGUGGCUCUCCAGAGAUGAUAGAUUAUUCCGCUGAUGCUGACGAUGAAGGUAUUUCAAGCGAUUCCACUCCAGCAGCAUUAAACAGUAAAUCGAAUAAGCAGCAGAAAGAGAGAGGCGACAAGUCCAAGAAACACGCUGCUGCUGCCACGUUAAUAACAAAAACUGCGGCAGCAGCAACAACAACAACGGCUUCAAAUGGUCCGACGACCGGAAGUAAUAAGCGAUCUAGAUCACGAACUCCGAUUGCUGCUUCAACCCCCUCGAAUAAAUCCGGCACCAUCACCACCGUUCUUGUGGACGAUGAAAUAGCUUCCACUUCGAGACAAAGUUGUGGGUCAGGUGCGGAGGAGUCUGGAUCUGGAAAUAAGCCCCCAGAAAAAUUGCCCAAGAGGGGACGACCUAAAAAGAAACCAGAGGACCGCGUCCGAACCUACGACCCACGCGUGCCGAUGAUGUGUGACGAGUGUGGCAAAGUGCUCAAGGGUUCUGGAGCACUCCGUGUCCACAAACAAAUUCACGCCAACAUUCGACCCCACGAGUGCAAAGAGUGUGGGAAAGCUUUCAGGAGAAAGCAUCAUUUAGAGUUUCAUAUGAUGAUACACGCCGGAGACAAGAAAGAAACUUGCAGUUAUUGUGGCAAGGCUUUUCUUAUUCGGAGAGAUUUGGCCAGGCAUGAGCGCACACAUACGGGUGAAAAACCAUACGGCUGCACCCUCUGCCCCAAAAGUUUCAACGUGAAGCAGCAUCUCACCCUCCACAUCCGCACCCACACUGGCGAGAGACCUUACCGUUGCCCAAUUUGUGACAAGACCUUCACCCAGGCCAACAGUCUCCGCAUCCACAAGAAAAUCCACGCCCGUGACGCUGCCAAUGGGACGACCCCCGUCAACAAUCGGAAAGGCGGUGGUGCAGGAACAGCCAACAAUAAAGGGAAGCAAACCAAUAUUAAUUCUUCUUCUUCUUCCACCCAACAUAACGCAUCCACUUCCGGCGUCUCUUCCGCCAACACGUCUGCUCUCGAGACUCCGGAACAAAUAGGUAGCCGAGCCCCUUCUAGAGCCAAUUCUGUAAUUAGCAUAAGUGGCAGCGAGCAACAGUAUCAUGUCAGCGGUCGUGCAUUUCAAAGCCAGUCCCCCUCACCCAAUUCAUGCUCAUCCUUUGCCUCCACCUCCACCAAUCCGCACCACCCCCACCAGUACCAACUUGGUCGAGCCUCUCACUACGAGCAGCACGAGCAUGACCAGCCACCCCCCGUGGGGGAGACGGUGGUCGUCGUAACGUCACCCCUCCCACCAGCCCAUGCCCACCAGAAUCAUCAACUGCACGGCCAUGGCCAGCUUUCACCCACGUCACCGUAUCACAAUCAGUACAAUUCUUCCUCUUUCAUGAACCCCAGUCCGUGGAGGUUGGCACUAAAUCCGGGCAGUGGGACGAAUCUGCUUCACUCGUCGUCACGAAGUCCGACGCCACCACCGCACCACCCGCAUGGGUCGAUGCAACAACCACUUCCGGCCCAUCACCACCAGCACCACGGCAGCAGUAAUAGUAAUAACAAUAAUAAUAACACGCCCAUCACUGUGAUCCGACCUUUAGCCAAUCGAUCUGGUGGGGGAGGUUCCACUCUGGUCAGAACGUAUGUUCCCUCAUCAUCAACAUCUCCUAAUAAUAAUAAUAUCUCAAAUUCCGGCCACAAUUUCGAGGCAGGGAAUAAUGGGAGAAGAUCUCCGAAUGGUGGUGGUGGCGGUGGUGGUGGUCGGACAACGGCUUUGAGUCCAAAUCAAAAUUUCCCCAUUUAUGAUCCACAACACGUUACCAGAUAUUAUUAGUUUUAGGAGGAAAUUUAUCAUCUACUUAUCAAGUCUUUUUUAGCAAUUGGUAGCCAAAAGCGUGUAGGGUACGAGGGGUGGCAAAUGGAAAUUGGUUUGACUGGAAACAUAAUUGGACUAAAAAUAUGACACGGUUACCAUUUCUCAUCCUAUCUUUUGCAUCAUUUUUAUUAUUACUUGUACACAAAAAUUGUCACGUUGUCUGACAAAGUUUUUUUUAGGUUGUGACAUAAUUUCAAUCAUUUUUUAUUAAACAUGCACCAAUCACUAUAUAGAAUAUAUGUAUGCAUUUAGUCUAAUAAAUCUCCACCAAACUGAACAUGUCAUAAUAAUACAUAGAUAAUUGUGAUUGGAAUACAUAUUUUGUGCAAAAAUUAGUAUUUAGACGUGUGUGAUAGGAAGCGUAUGGGGCAAAAAUUAUUGCUUUUUCAUCCGUAAAAUUAUUAGUUAGGUGUGCUCAUGGGUUGAUUGUGAUACAGUUUUUUUUUUAUUUUUGGAAUUUUUUGGAUUGAAUGUACCAAAAAACCAAGUAUUUUCCCAAAAUUCUGUGUGAAUCUACGACAAUUUGUGAUAUGGAUGCAGCAACAUAACUAAUCAUACAUAUAAUAAUAAUUAUUGUUAUUUUACUUUUAUUAUAUAUGACUUUUACGACUUUUAUUAUUGUAUCUUUUAUUAUUUUAUUUUGACUGAAUUUUGAUUGACUGAAUUUUUAACCCGGUUAUUAAUUAACUUUUACAUACAUAUUUAGCUGUAGGACAGACGUACAUACAUCCAUAUUAUUUAAUUUUUGUUAUCAUUUUACUAGCUAAAUUAGUCUUGAUUGAUACGAUUCAUCAUCCUUAGCUUAGUAUAGCUUAGUUUGCAUAUUGUAAAUAUCUUCAGAAUUCCUUGUACAUGUAAUGUAAAUAUUAUCUACAUAUUAUAAGUAAUAAUCCGUUUUAUUAAAUUUUAAAAGCAUGCAUAAUCUCAUUCUAAAUAGCUUUUCAAUUCUGAUGACUAUAAAAAAUACUUAAAAAUCUCAAUAAAUCUUGCCCAUCUUCAUUACUGUAA
Messenger RNA from Folsomia candida, 5277 nucleotides. RefSeq lists its product as uncharacterized. The record is from RefSeq and is a predicted model, not a curated record. Bases 694 to 4227 code for a protein of 1177 amino acids. The transcript is spliced from 6 exons. Lineage: Eukaryota; Metazoa; Arthropoda; Collembola; Entomobryomorpha; Isotomidae.